Molecule: messenger RNA, 3669 nt
Organism: Besnoitia besnoiti
Lineage: Eukaryota; Apicomplexa; Conoidasida; Eucoccidiorida; Sarcocystidae
Exons: 9
Coding region: 1-3669 (1222 amino acids)
Source: RefSeq, a predicted model, not a curated record
AUGCCGCCUUUUACCGCGCCACCGCCUUCGCGGCAGGCUGGCGGCGUUCUGACCCCACUCGAGUCGCUGUUUUGUGCCUCCUCUUCGUCGUCGCGGGCCUUCCUGCUUUCGCUCCUGCUUCUGGUUCAUCUGCAGGCGGCUGUGGGAGGCGUCCCGGCGCUCGAUUUCCCCCAGCUAGCUGCGGAGCGCGUAGAGAAGGAGCAACGCGAAGUCGACCGCCAUGCAGCGACUUCCGAGACUCAGCGAGGCUCCGCCACACUGGCAGAGGCCGAACAGCGCGGCGUGCGCGCCUUCAAUCCGAGUGUAUAUACACCCCACUUGAUUGAAGUCGGUUCUGAAGGCCCCAUUCGGCUCAUGUUUGGCUCCUGCAACCUGCAGCCUACUGGAGGCGAAUGGCAGGUUGAGGAAGAAGACCGGCUCAUGUGGUCUUUCAUGGCGAAGCGGCAACCGAAAGUCUUCGCGUGGCUGGGGGACAACGUCUACGCACACAACUACCGGUACUUUGCGCUGGCGAACAGCGUGCGUUGGAACUGGCGGAACCUCUCGUGGACUGAGCUGAAGAGAAGACGCGCGGAGGCGAGCGAGGCCUUCAGGCGCCACUCAACGAUCGAGGAAAUCCGCGAAGCCUUUCGCAAUCAAACUUCUUACCGCUUCUACCAGGAUUUUGUCCGCACAGGAGUCGAGAUCGUCGGCACCUACGACGACCAUGACCUGGGAGAGGACAACCCUUCAAAGGUCCACCCUCUCAAAUACGAAGCGCGCGACGUGGUUCUGGACUUCUUCAACGUCCCUGCGGACUCGCCCAGGCGUUCGAUUUACUGGGAGGGCGCGUACAGCGCUCACAAGAUUCAGGUCGACGCGGAUCUGUCUUUCCGCAUAAUUAUUUUGGAUACACGCUUCAGCCGAGACCCCUGGACUGUGCUGCCGCAUGGCGACAUUCUCGGGACGCAGCAGUGGAAGUGGCUCGAGGAGGAGCUGCGAAAGUCGGCGAAGGAAGGCGACGCGGUGACGUUCAUCACUUCAAGCAUCCAAGUUCUGCCUUCGCCUUUCAUUGCGACGGAGGCCUGGUCGAUCUUCCCGCACGCGCGCAGGAGGCUGCUCAACCUCGUGAUGAACUCAGGUGUCCAGAUGCCGGUCUUUCUCUCGGGAGACGUGCAUUUCUCAGAGAUGAAUCGCGUCGUCUGCCGGCCGCUGCAUCGCAUCGCCGCUCGCGAGGAGGAAGCGGAGCCGGUCGCGGCUGCGGCAGCCGCUGCGGGCGGGGAGAGGCAGCGGGCGGAGGCGCGGGCUGGCGAGCGCAGCGCCCAGUGCCCAGCGCUCUCGCCGCUGCAGCGCAUCUCGCUUGUCCUUUUCCACCUCAGUCCUCGGAGCGACGCGCACUGGGCGAGGCUGCCGGCGCCCGCCGCGGGGUGGAAGGCCGCGCCGCUCGAGGCCGCGUUUCGCGCGCGCUGCGGGGAGCCGAGCGCGGAACUGGAGUCCUCAUGGGUGUCGCUAGCGUCUGCCGCGGGUGCGCGCCGCGCGAGUGAGUGGAGUGAGUACGCGCUGCAGACGGCGUGGCAGGCGCCGGGGCUGUUUGAGCGUGUGUUUCCUGUCGCCUCCUUCCUGUCCACUUACGUGCUCACAUCGCUGUUUGCGCCUCCACUCGGCGCCUCCUUCGCGCUGCUCGCCUCGCCGCACCCUGUCGAGGAGCUGCUUCAUCUUCUCGACGAAGGUCGGGUCCUCGCCCGCGAGCGCGCCGUCAGAAAGCUGCGACCCGCGCUGGACCGCGCAGAUGCCGAGGCCGACGGCGUGGAGCUUCGCGAAUUCACCUCGAGCGGCCUCACGCACGGCAUCGAAGAAACCUUCCUCAUGGCGAGCUCCGCCGCGAAAUUCGCCGACUGGGUGCUGCGCACGCUGCUCCCUCGCACCACCACUCUCCGCGACGACUUCCUCAAUGAGCGUCUCGUUUACACGCACCGCAAUGUGGGCGACAUCCAGCUGGUACGCAGCCCCCUUUACCUCUUCAAAGAAGAGGGGAAGCCGCGCGGCGGCGCCGAAGCCCCGGAAAAGCGGCAGCGAGGAGAGGCACAUGCAGCAGAGGCGCCAGACGCGACCGAAGCUUCCCUCCGCGGCUACGUGGCGGCGGAGGAUCGGAAUGUCUACGCUUCGCUUCUCGCCAGGCUCUCAUCGUCCUGUAUGGCGACUUCAGCGUCCGCCGCGGCAGGCGGCCGCGGCGCCGCCGGCGAGCAGGAGGUCGCCAACAUCGAUGGGGACUGGGCGCGCAGUCUCGCAGAGAUUCGCGCGUUUUUUGCAGGGAAACCCGAGCGGUUCCAUCUGCUUCUCGCGCUCUACGCGCGCCUGCUGCACAUCCACGCUCGGGCUCCCGCCGCCGGCGAGGUAGCGCGCGGCGGGAAGUCGCCAGCAGGAGCCCACGUCAAAGGGCAGCGAACGACGCUGAACAUUCCGCCGCGCAAGUCCCGAGGCGCGUGCGCAGAGCGAGACGGUUCAGCGGCUGCUACAACCCGAGAAAAGGAGGAAGACGACGGUGUGCGCGCCUCAGUGUGGUGCUGGCUGGACGAGGAGGAGCCAGCGAGUGCCGAGAAGCAACAGCAGGGUUCUCUUGGCGAGAAAAAAGCGACCGACGGGCACCCCUCGGAGUCAAGUCAAGCCCCAGAGGGCAAUCUGGUCGAAUACUCGAACCGCCCGGGAUUCCCGUAUCCCCUGCUGCAGAACGAAGCCUUUUUUCGUGUCCUCUUCACAGUAGAGGCGCUUCUCCACGCCUCCGUCCAGCGUCUCGCGGAGGCGGCAUUGUCGCCGGCGCACGCCUCGUCUCUCUCCGCUGCGUGGACGGAGGAGCUUUCUGUGUUCUGUCGCGUGGCGCGUUCGCCGUCGCGCGAGGCCGUGGGCGGGAUUCUCCGUUUUCUCCAUGGGCGCCAGACGUCAGCAUUCGCGGAAAACCCGCGGUCACCUCUGCUGCGCGAGAAGCUGACUCUCCUACACACGCGUGCCGCGGCGAUGCGCACUCGCACCGAUCGUCUCUGCGAGGCGCUCGCCGGCGUGUUCACGCUCGACAGGGCCGCCAGAGAGAGUCCGAGGAUAUGCGGAGCCACGGGGGAGAGUCGCGGGGAGGCAAAGGAUGGGGACAAAGAGCUGCUGCGGGCGCUGUCGACUUUUGCCGCGCGCGAGGCGCAGGCGUCGAGGAAGUCGCAUGGCGCGGGCGAGCGUGAGGCGAAUGCGUUUUCAAUCGAUUUAGUCCCCUGCGGAGACGUUCAAGAAGUUCUUGCGGCGCGCGUGUGGAUCGCCAUCCAUAUCUUCGCCCUGCCCUUCGGCGACCUCGUGCUGGAGAGUUUCCUAUCGCCAUUUGCCUUCCAGCGGGCGCGCGAGCGCCUGCUCCAGGAGCUCGCGGAGGAGGACGGACAGCCCGCGGCGGCGGAGAGCCGCGUGCGCUGGCUCUGCGAGGCGCCGGAAGGCCCGGACAGGACGCCUGCGUACGUCGCCGUGGCUCUCCUUCUGCUUCUCUUUUCGCUGGCCUUCUGCCUCGGCUGCUGCGUAUGUGUCUGCGGGCGCGGCUGCUCGCGGCCGCCAACUGAGGCGGCGCGGCGCGCGCAGCGUUCGCGGGUCGACCGCAGUGCGAAGCCCAGCCUCGCAGACGCAGGGGUGGCGGAGGCAGUCCGGAGGCGGCAGAUCGCGUGA